Coregonus clupeaformis (lake whitefish) is the source of this 1508-nucleotide messenger RNA. Its product is annotated as 39S ribosomal protein L18, mitochondrial. The transcript has 4 exons. Gene Ontology annotation, molecular function: 5S rRNA binding; structural constituent of ribosome. Gene Ontology annotation, biological process: translation. The coding region runs from base 172 to 756 and encodes 194 amino acids. The record is from RefSeq and is a predicted model, not a curated record. Gene Ontology annotation, cellular component: ribosome; mitochondrion. Lineage: Eukaryota; Metazoa; Chordata; Actinopteri; Salmoniformes; Salmonidae.
AAGGAAGUGGUCAAUGUAAAGUUUAAAAGAUGGCGGCACACAUGUCAAGGCGAAUGUUUAUUGAAUAAUAUCGACAAUAAUUAUAUUUUCUCUUUUAUGAGUCGCUACAGUGGAUGAUCAAGUAUAGACUUAACUUUAUUAAUCAUAUAUAACCACAUACGGACUGACGAGAUGGCAGUGUUGGGUGAAUUAAGUCGAAAUGUGCGGCUAUUACUAGGUCAAAUUCAAAGGUGCCAGCUGAGUGGUUCUGCAAUCAACCAAUAUCUCAAAUCAGUCCGUUGUAUGAGCCAGGCGCCGCCCCAACACGAGCCCACUGUAGAUGAUAUUGAAGCCGUGAACCCGACGUUCAUGAACAGAAACCCGCGGAACCUGGAGCAGAUGGCUUUAGCGGUGAAGGACAGGGGCUGGAGAACAACCUGGCCCUCUCAAACGUUCUACCAUAGGUUGGUGUUCUCGCGGUCCCAGCACCACGUGACAGCGGAGGUGUUUGCCAACGGUGAUCCAGUCCCUGUGCUGUCGUGUUCCACCAAAGAGUGGACCCUGAAGCGUGAGCUUGGUUCCACCCGUUGUGUGGCAGCCAGCCAGGUUGUGGGCGAGGUGCUGGCACAGAGGUGUCGUCAGACUGGCAUCAUUAGGAUGGUGUACAGACACAUCCCCUGGCAAUACCGCUCUGACGCUGUUCAGUUGUUUUGGACAGCGAUGAAAGAGGGAGGAGUCACUCUCAGUGAACCACAACAGAAAUUCAUCGGGACCUGACUUUAGGGGCCAAAAGUUUCCAUUCUACUAGUAUUAUAAAAACACUAAAAUAACUGUAAAGGCUCAUAUAUCCAAUCCAACAAAAUAUUCUCCCUUGUUUUCUGUUUGUUGUAUCGUGUUGACAAGUACACAGAAAACAUUUUAUACAUUAUGUAAUUCAAUAAAAAGGCAGACAAAUGGACAUGGUUUCAGUAUAACCAUUUAUUAAUUCACUCAUACAGUAUAGCUGUAAACAAAUGUGCUGAAAACAGUGGGGGAGAUAACACUUAACCAGAACAGAGGACAAUGCAUCGAGACAUCAUUGAUAACAUACGUAAUUGAUGACAGAUACAGGUCAUUGAUCGAUUCGAUCGCAGUACAGCAGAGGUUGGCUCAGGCAGUGUCAAUGGCAUGAUGUUGUGGUGGAAACUUGUUUCAAUGAUGAAUAUAAAAAAAAAACAGCCAGCUAAAGACUUUUAAAAAACAUUUGAUCGAUAAAGAAGUCAGCAUGAAGAGUGGGAGGAGCAUCCAGUCAACUGCGGAAAGUUCAGAAACAAUGCUGAAACUACCUCAAUCCUCUCAAGUCCAAGAUAGACACACAAAAACCCUACCGUAACCUGACCAACCCCCAAAAAGUCCACUACAUGAAUAAAAUGCACUCUGGUCAUAAUCAGCAAAGUCAGAGGACACACACACACACACACACACACAGCGGAAUGCAUUCAAUGAAAGUAGCUACAUACUGCAUAAUAACAUGAUCCCAUUCAAGCAAG